AUUAUCCCCGUAGUUUAAAAUUAUUAUACUGUAUAGACAUAUAUAUUUUUAUACUGAAGUACUUUGUUGUAGUUUUUAAAAUAAAUAGUUAUAAUAAUAAUUAAUAACAGAAACUACUAUUAUUUUCGCACUAUUGUAACAAAUAUUGAUAUUGAUAAAUAAAUAAAUAAACAGAAUAUAAAGUGAGAAUAUAAAUUAAUUAAAUUUAAAAUAAAAAGUUAACGUGCUCGGCUAGACGUGAGCGACACAGAUCGAUACCAGGGCAUAUACAUAAGGGUUUUAUCUUUUUUAUACGGAUUAGGUAGGUCUUGCAGAUUCUGACAUUAUCAAUGGGUAGAACUGAUAUGUCUAAAACACUUAAUGCCUAUAGAAUUAAAAAAAUAGAACAUAUUGGCAGAAUGACAGCCAUGACGCAAGAAGAAAUAGUUGCUGGUGCCCGGACAGUGGCCCAGGGUCUGGAAGCUCUGCGUGUUGAGCACACGGGACUUCUUCAAGGACUGCAGUCUCAAGAGGCACCUGAGGCUCGUGAUAAAGCCAGUCUGCUGUGUAAAAACAUUGAGAUGAUUGAGCUGGGUCUGGGUGAAGCUCAGGUAAUGAUGGCCCUCGCGAGUCAACUACAGAUGGUCGAGGCUGAAAAGCAAAAAUUACGUACACAAGUUAAGAGGCUUUGUCAAGAAAACGCUUGGCUGCGUGAUGAACUUGCUGGUACUCAACAAAAGUUACAAGCCAGUGAACAAGCUGUUGCUCAAUUGGAAGUGGACAAAAAACAUAUGGACUUUAUGGAAAGUAUGAGACAAUAUGAUCCAGAUCCACCAGCAGACGAUGAAAAUGCUAAAGACAGACCAAAAGAUGAUCCGGUUGUUGACUUGUUCCCCGAUGAAGAAGGGGACGAACGAAACAGUAAGUCAAUGUCGCCAACGCCGCCGUCACAAUUUGCCCAGCAAGUUAACGCCGGGUAUGAAAUACCCGCCCGUCUACGUACACUACAUAAUUUAGUAAUACAGUACGCAAGUCAAGGCCGGUAUGAAGUUGCAGUACCACUGUGCAAACAGGCACUCGAGGACCUUGAGAAAACUUCGGGUCACGAUCAUCCGGACGUAGCAACAAUGUUAAAUAUAUUGGCGUUAGUUUACCGCGACCAGAAUAAAUAUAAAGAAGCGGCUAAUUUGUUAAACGACGCGCUGGCAAUUCGUGAAAAAACUCUGGGAGAAAAUCACCCGGCUGUCGCCGCAACGUUGAAUAACUUGGCUGUGUUGUAUGGAAAACGCGGCAAAUACAAGGAAGCUGAGCCGCUUUGUAAACGUGCGCUGGAGAUACGUGAGAAAGUAUUGGGCCGCGAUCAUCCGGACGUUGCUAAGCAGUUAAAUAAUUUAGCGCUUCUCUGUCAGAACCAGGGUAAAUAUGAAGAAGUGCAGAGAUAUUAUCAACGCGCGUUAGAAAUUUAUGAAGCUAAAUUGGGUCCUGAUGACCCCAAUGUCGCUAAAACUAAAAAUAAUUUGGCGUCUUGUUAUCUGAAACAAGGAAAAUAUAAAGAUGCUGAAGUUCUGUACAAACAAGUAUUAACUAGAGCACACGAAAGAGAAUUUGGUGCUAUCGAUGGUGAUAACAAACCUAUUUGGCAGGUCGCGGAAGAACGAGAGGAAAACAAACACAGAAAUAAAGAGAACGCACCUUAUGGAGAAUACGGCGGGUGGCAUAAAGCCGCGAAAGUUGACUCGCCGACGGUAACCACGACGUUGAAAAAUUUGGGAGCUCUUUAUAGAAGACAGGGAAAAUACGAAGCCGCUGAAACGCUCGAAGACUGUGCACUGAGAUCACGCAAGGAACAUUUGCAGCAGGCACUAGAUCUAGUAAAACAAGCUAAAGUCGCACAAAUACUCGGUGAUGAAAAAGGCACAACAAGACGUGGCUCGCGUUCAAGUCUCGCGAACAGCGAGCACGAGCAGCACGACGAGGGCUCGCUGCCGCUGGUACAGAAGUCACUUCACGAUGGACAGUCCACCAACAGCGACACUAGUUCUAAUAAACCCGGGUUCAAAAAUAAAUUCUUCCAUGUUUUCGGUAUUAAUUCAAACACGUAGGACUUUUAUUACUAUUUUUAUUAUUAUUAAUUAUUAUUAUUAUUAUUUAAUACAAGCACGAAAUAGCCGUAAUGUUUUUUUAAUACGCAAUCUCAUAUGUCUUAAUUGUAAUUGUCUUUAUUACUUCAUUUAAUUUUUAAUUAAUAUCAUUAUUUAUAGUAUUUUUAUUUUAAAUAUUAUUGGAUACUCAUAUUUUGUUUUUUAUUAAUUAUUAAUUACGUGUCUGUUAGAUAUUUAAAUAAAUAUGAGUAAUUCAAUUUAAUAACUAAUUAAUAAUUAAUGACGAUAGGUGCUUAUAAUUGUGCAUUUGCCUUAAAGAAAAAUUAAUUAUAAUUACAAACAAUUAAGACCAGUGAUAAAUUUAUUAAUAAUUAACAUUAUUUAUUAAUAAGAUCUGAUUAAUUAUUUACAUUAAUAGAAAAUAAUAAAAAAAAAAGUAUAAAAUCUAAAUUAAUAAUGUAGACAUUUAAAAAUAAAUUAGGCAGUAAAGUUGAAAAUUAUUUUAUAUUGAAUACGUCUCAGGUACACUUGGUUAUUCAUUUUAAUAGAGAUGUAUAUUUUUAAUUGUGCUUUUUACAACUAGCAUUUAAUGAAGUUGCUUUUUUAAAUUUCUAUAUUAAUUAAAAUAUGAUAAUAAAUAAAUAUAAUAGAAUGUUUUGAUAAAAUUAACGCAUCGUGUUUCAUUUACUUCCAAUGAACGCUCAAAAAAAAAAAAAUUAUUAAGACUUUGAAUUUUAUUUGUCAAUUAUUGAAACACUUUGCUUACUUUUAUUAAUAAAAAUAUAUAAAUUAUAAUAAAUGAUAUUAAUAAUUGAGAUUAUUUUAUAAAUAUUUAUAUUUUAUGGCCUUUUAUUAAAUAUAUAAGUGAUAUAAUGCAUUAUAAGUACGUGAAUAAUUGUUUUAUCGCGAGUUAAAGAAGUAGUGCCUUGAUACUUUAAUAAAAUAAAUUAUUUUACAGAAAAAAAAAAUAAAUAAAGUUUAUACUGUCUGAGUAAUUAAUGUUCCUCGGUUAAUAAAUGGAAUUAAUCGAUGUAUAAAUAAUAAAUUUUUGUUGCUUACGAUGCACGCAUAAAUUUUUUUACCACAAGUUAUUUUCGCGAUGCGUUGUCGUUUUUUUUUUUUUUUUUUAAUUUUUGUUCGCUUAAUUGUAAGUAAACGCGGGCCCGGGGCUUAGGUACAGUCAGUUGAUGGGACGAAGUAAGAAGAUUAGAUCAAAGGAGGCUGUCUGAUGGAAAUCCAAAUGACUUGAGAAAUUUAAGCUGGACAGAAUCGGAAGUAAAGUGCACGGAGGAUUCAUCACAUUAAUGAUUAAUGAAGACUAAUGAUUAAUGGAUCACUAAAAAUAAUAAAAUAAGUGUCAAGUGAGCGAAAGUAAGGAUGAAAAAAUCCAAGGUGGUCUCGAUAACCAAACGACGUUUUUAUUUAAUUCUUUUUUUACAAAUAUUUAAAAAUAGCGAAAACGUCGGUUCGAUGUCUAACCUAGGCUGGAUUGUUCAUUAAUGCAUAUUAAUAAUAAUAAUACAUUCCAGAAUUGCUUUCAACGAUAAUCGCGGCGUAAAUUGCACUACAGGUGAUCAAUUUAACACUUAAAUAAAAAUAUAAAACAAAAAUAAAUUAAAUAAUAAAUAGUUUUUAAAAAAUAAACAUUAAAAAAUUCCCGAUUUGUUAAUUAAAUUAUAAAAUCUGGAAUGGGCUACGCGGUGAAUUGAUUAAAAUCUGCUUCGACUGGAAUUUUUAAUCAAAAAAACAAAAAUAUAAUAGAAAACAUUACACAUGUUAUUUGCACUUGAAAAAUUUUUUUUU
Molecule: messenger RNA, 3884 nt
Organism: Microplitis mediator
Lineage: Eukaryota; Metazoa; Arthropoda; Insecta; Hymenoptera; Braconidae
Gene: Klc
Product: kinesin light chain
Exons: 9
Coding region: 330-2081 (583 amino acids)
Biological process (GO): microtubule-based movement
Cellular component (GO): kinesin complex; membrane-bounded organelle; cytoplasm
Molecular function (GO): kinesin binding
Source: RefSeq, a predicted model, not a curated record